Aethina tumida (small hive beetle) is the source of this 732-nucleotide messenger RNA. RefSeq names its product allergen Tha p 1 (gene Csp8). Bases 24 to 320 code for a protein of 98 amino acids. Lineage: Eukaryota; Metazoa; Arthropoda; Insecta; Coleoptera; Nitidulidae. The transcript has 2 exons. The record is from RefSeq and is a predicted model, not a curated record.
ACCACCCUCAGUCAAACGCAACAAUGUCUGGGUGGACGGUCUUAGUGCUCCUUGCCUCGGUGGUUGUCGCCAUCCACUCUCAGGCCUUGGCGGGCAACAGCUAUGUCGAGAAGCAAUUGCUCUGCGCUUUGGAUAAGGCACCUUGCGACGUUUUGGGAAGACAAAUUAAAGACGCCCUGCCGGAAAUAAUAGGAAGAAACUGCCAGUCGUGCGACUCCAGACAAGUGGCAAAUGCCAAAAGGAUCGCACGCUUCGUCCAAACAAAGUAUCCGCAAGUUUGGAACGCGCUCGUCGAAAAAUAUUCGCCGAAACGUCCGUAAAAAAUGAAAAAAAUGAAUUGGCCCAUGAGGGGAUCGAACCCGCGACCUUCGCGUUAUUAGCACGACGCUCUAACCAACUGAGCUAAUGGGCCAGUGGUUAAAUUUAUUUAUACUAGUUAUUUAUGCUAAUGAUUAUAUGUUGAUCUCUGUGAUUUAGAUGGCAAUUUAUUGUUUCACUCAUUCAUAUUUAUUGUAUUUUAUUCACUUUAUGUAGUGUGCGAGUUGUCCGUUUAUAAUCUUCUCUGUGGGCAUCUAAGGCAUACCUCGUACAAGUUAUCUUGGUUGCCUAUGUGGUAAUGUAAAGAAAACAAAAACACGAGAAGAUUAGGAAGUAGAUUUAAUCAUUUUAAACAAACACUUUUCUGAUAAAUAAACUAUGUAUUGUAAUUUGUAUAAAAAUAAUAUAUUAAAA